AUGAAUCAAAAAGAGAACGAUUUGUUGCUUGCAGGAGAAAUAUUUUCCCAAAGCUUUCAAGAAAAGAAGAGGAUAAGCCACAACAAUCAUAUAUAUACCACAGUUUGCUUCUUUGGAGAAAUGAAAAAGAAAAGCCAAAAGAUCCAUGAAAAACAUUCACAGUUAAAUUUGGAGAAAUGUCGUAUAGAGAAAGAUAUCCCAGGAAGGCAUUUACCUUCGUAUCAUUCUAGGAAAAGUAAUAGAAUAGUCAAUGAGAUUUACAGAAAAUAUCGUAGGACUAAUCCAAUUACAAUAAGAUAUUCCAACAUUAUAGAUAAAAUCAAAGAAAAUAUUAGGAAAUUUGACCAUCAGUAUUGUUCAAAGCAUUAUCAGAAUAAAAUAUAUCUUGGUUUUGACAAAAAAGGCAGAUACUCGGAUUUUAAGGAAGAUCUAAAGUUUAUUCUGCUUGGAUUACCUCAAAUAAGGAAUGAAUUUAUUCAGGUUUUCCCGUUGUAUGGGGCUUCUAGAAAUCUUGACGAAUUUGUAGAAAGAGAAAUAAAUGAAAAUCAGGGUAGCAAUGACCAAGAAACCUAUUGCCAUUCAUUGAAUUUAGAAUUUGUAAGAUUGGGUUCAUUUCACAAUUUCCCAUCCUCCAGCUCAGUAUCAACGGUGAAACUUGCUCGUCAGGGUUUUUAUUAUUCAAGGGAAGAAGACACUGUUAUAUGUUUCGCUUGUGGAUUUAGAAAAAAUGAUUGGAAAAAAGAGGAUGAUGUUGAAACUAUUCACAGAGCUGCCUUGCCAAACUGUCCGCUUCUUAAUUCAAAUUCUACAAGUAAUAUUCAAAUUGGAGGGAGUGAAGGAAAUGACAUUGACGAAAAUAGUGUGAGCCAAAAUGAAGGUCAGCAAGAAAUAAUUGGACCGUUUAGUAAUGGAUCACAUAUUGAAUCCGAAGCUUCAGUCAAAAAUGAAGGUAUAUCCAGAAACGUAAGAGAUUGCCUACAAAGUCAUUCUUCCAAUAGACCACCAAGUGAUCAGCUCACGAAAGCUAGAGCCCAACAAGAAAAAAUUAAUGCAUUCAUUCGAGACCUAGAUCCGCUAGGUAUUAACUUUGACCGCCCGAAGUAUCCUUCUUACGCAGUAUUAGCAGUGAGAAUUAGUUCCUUUACAGACUGGCCUUCAAGUAUCACACAGAUUCCUAGAGACCUAGCCAUUGCAGGAUUUCUUUAUGCAGGCUAUGGAGAUUAUACCCGAUGUUUCUUUUGUGGAGGAGGAUUACGAAACUGGGAACCUGGCGACGAUCCUUGGACAGAACACGCCAGAUGGUUUCCGAAGUGUGCUUUUCUGAGACAGAAUAAAGGGGACGAGUUUGUUGCGUUGGUGCAAAUUGAACACCAAGAAGUACGUAUUUUUCGGAAAUGGUGCUAUAUGUUUUUUAUCCAUGCAUUUUUGUUGUGA
This is a messenger RNA of Saccostrea echinata, 1434 nucleotides long. RefSeq names its product baculoviral IAP repeat-containing protein 3-like. Gene Ontology annotation, biological process: regulation of cell cycle; negative regulation of apoptotic process. The transcript has 2 exons. The record is from RefSeq and is a predicted model, not a curated record. Gene Ontology annotation, cellular component: spindle microtubule; cytoplasm; nucleus. The coding region runs from base 1 to 1434 and encodes 477 amino acids. Gene Ontology annotation, molecular function: cysteine-type endopeptidase inhibitor activity involved in apoptotic process. Lineage: Eukaryota; Metazoa; Mollusca; Bivalvia; Ostreida; Ostreidae.